AUGAGGAGCCAGGGAUUGGUCGCGCACAAGACAUCUCGAGCAGGUGGAGCGGCGAAUCUCAAGGCUCCGUUAAAAGAGCUCUUCGUUUGCCGUUACGAGGACGUGUUCAAUGGACGUAGCCCGAUCAGUACGUGCAGGGAGAAAGGGUUCGAAGGACGGCAGGAGCUGCAGCGGUUCUGGGACGAACUUCUUCUGUUAAAAGUGAACGACGCCUACCUGGCACAGUGCAUCGCAUCCAUCCCCGAGGAUCGCCUCAUUGGUCCUCUCAAGCCAACUAUCAACGAGAUCUUCUCUGCCUGCCUCAGAUAUUUGAGCGAUGUGAAUUUCAUCCGAGUGGCUCAUGCUCUUGAAACCCUAGCCGUGUUUCUGAGGGAGAUCUUCAAGAAGCGGUUUGCAGAGCAGACCUUCACUAUAAUCACGCUCGUUGCAGGGAACGCGGACAGUGGGGAUGCCUAUUUCAAGAAGCUCAUCUGUGACGUCUCUGGCCUGCUCACAGGGGAUAACGUGCCUGUUCUCAUAAAAGCACUUGGGACAAGUGUCUCCGGCCUGCUCACAGGGGAAAACGUGCCAGUUCUCAUAAAAGCACUUCGGACAAGGCUCUUCCUCAUGCUGCUCACCGCCACAGACAACGUGAACGCCAACCCAGUCGCCUCCUACCUGCUCCUCCACCCCAUCACGGACCCCCUCCUCUCGCUCCUCACCAUCUCCCCUCCACACCACCGCCAGCGCCUUGAAUUCGACACCUCACUCGUCCUCCUCCUCCUGCUGCUGCUGCCGCUGCUGCUGCUCUCAUGCCAAUCCCUUUCCCCCCUCCUCUUUCUCUCUCCCUCCUCUUCCCCUGCCCCCCUUCCCAGGCUCUUCCUGGUGCUUCUGACUGCAACAGACAACGUGAACGCCAACCCAGUCGCCUCCUACCUGCUCCUCCACCCCAUCACGGACCCCCUCCUCUCCCUCCUCACCCUCUCCCCUCCGCACCACCGCCAGCGCCUCGAAUUCGAUACCUCACUCGUCCUCCUCCUCCUGCUGCUCUGGCGAAGAGCUUCCAAUCCCUAUGCGGAUAGAAUCGCCUCGUCAGCCAACGCGCCCCUGGUUCCCCUGCUCCAUACGAUUCACUCGCUGCUCUCGCUUUCCCAGGAGCCGGGGCAGGGGAGUGGGGGGAUGGCGGGGGCAGGAGGGGGGGGAGGGGGAGGGGCAGGGGCAGCGGGAGGGGCAGGAGGAGGAGGAGGUGGGACGGGAGGAGGCGAAGGGGCGAUUUUAGGAGGGAUUAGCUCUUAUUUGCCUUCUAUGGGCGUAAUUUCGUCUCAAGCGUCAUCAGCUUUGUCUGUAGUGGCCUUUGCCACGUCAGCAGCCACCCAGGCACUGUACAGUUACGCUAGCACGGCUAUAGGGGGGAUAGCGAGCGGGAAAGGGCUUGGAGAACUGCCCCCUAUAACUAGUGUGAUUGUAGAGAAGUUCACGGAGAGAGGGAGCGGAGCAGGGGAGGUGGAUGGUCAGUGGGCAUAUGGGACGUGUGGGGUGCUGCUGCUGUAUUUCCUCGUCGCACUCAACCCCACUGCAAGAUCCCCUUCUGGAGCAUGCCAUGUUACGCUGUCAGCAUGUCUUGCUACGCCUCCUGCUGCUGCUGCUGCUGCUGCUGCUGCUGCUGCUGCUGCUGCUGCUGCUGCUGCUGCUGCUGCUGCUGCUGCUGCUGCUGCUGCUGCUGCUGCUGCUGCUGCUGCUGCUGCUGCUGCUGCUGCUGCUGUGCCAGCGCUCCUUCCUUUUCAAUCCCUUGUGAUGUCAUGCCUCCCUUUCCGUAUUUUCAACUCAUUUCUCUUGUGGGGAGAUCUUCUUCGCCUGCUGCUGCUGCUGCUGCUGCUGUCAACACUCAUCCUCACUCCCUCUCCUUCUCUACCCCCACUCCAGCUGUGGCCGCAUGAGGGCUUCAUUGUCGGACCUGGCAAGUCUCUCUCCCUCCUGUGGGGCGACUGCCUGCGCCUGCUGCUGCUCACCUGCCGAGACGCCUUUGACCCGCACGCCCUGCAAGGGGAGGGAGGGCUACCGAGGGCAAAGGUGAGGGCACACGCCUUGACACAUGCUAUCUCUGGGUCCAUGUUGACAGUCGAUCCCUCUCCCUCCUGUUCGAGACGAGAGGAAAUUUGA
Closterium sp. NIES-65 is the source of this 2139-nucleotide messenger RNA. Lineage: Eukaryota; Viridiplantae; Streptophyta; Zygnematophyceae; Desmidiales; Closteriaceae. The record is from the annotation of a GenBank genome assembly.